UAGUUUUUCAGCAUCACUCUGAGACAAGACCUUUCUGAUUUUAGAGAUAUUGCGUAAAUGCAAAAAAGCAGUCCUACAUAUUUGUUUAAUAUGCGCUUUAUACUAGCUUCUGCAUUUUUCUUACUGUUUAAAAUGAUUUCUCAAUCUAAAUGCUUAGUUUAUAUUAUUUUAACAAUAUUUUAAAGUCCUUGACCUUUAUCGCUGGUCUCUCUCCCUCAUAAAAAUCUCUAGGCUGUAUUGUGAAGCCUCUGAACAUCAGACCAACAUCGGGCCACACACUGGAAACACACAGCUCUUAGCUUCCAGUGGAAAAAAAGGCAGUGGACUGACGUUGGCCAGCAAAGAUGUUGGGAAGCUUUUUUAACCAGUGCUGGGGACCUUUUCCAGUCUCUGGCCAAGAACAACGCUGUGGACUUGCUGGUGAGGACGGCUGCUGCUGGUGCCCUCUGCUAUUAUGGCGUUAAAUGGUAUUCUGAAGCCAUGGACCCAACGUCCAAACAGAAAAAACAAGCAAAGAAACAGGCAGAAGCACUGAUGAAGAAGAUUGGCAUCGAGGGGUCUCCCUGACAGAUUAUGAGAUGAGCAUUGCAGCUCAUCUCAUUGAUCCCAAAUCAAUGACGGAGUCAUGGGCAGAUAUUGCUGGUCUUGAUGAUAUUAUCGAGGAGCUGCAAGAUAAUGUCAUCCUGCCCAUCCAGCAGAGGUACCUCUUACUUCGGUCCAAACUCUUCGUGCCUCCUAAAGGUGUUUUGUUGUGCGGUCCUCCUGGCUGCGGUAAGACGAUGAUCGCCAAGGUGGCAGCUAAAGCUUCAGGGUGCCACUUCAUUAAUCUGCAGGCAUCCGCACUGACAGACAAGUGGUACAGUGAAUCCCAGAAGCUGACAGCUGCCGUCUUCUCAUUGGCUGCUAAAAUUCAACCAUGCAUCAUCUUCAUUGAUGAGAUUGAUUCAUUUCUGAGGAAUCAGUCCAGCCAGGACGGUGAAGCCAUCGCAAUGAUGAAGGCCCAGUUCUUGAGCCUGUGGGACGGUCUGCAGGGUUCUGGCCAGGUGAUGGUGAUAGGAGCCACUAAUAGGCCAUACGACAUUGACCCGGCUAUUCUGAGGAGGAUGCCCACCGCGUUCCAUGUCGGACUGCCAAAUACAGGACAGAGACAACAAAUCCUUCGGCUGAUGUUAGCAGGACAAAAUGUGAGCAGCUCCAUCAAUCUGAAGGAGAUCGCUGAGCAGACAGAAGGGAUUUCUGGCAGCGAUCUGAAAGAGAUUUGCAGAAAUGCUGUGAUUCAUCAAGUCCAUGAACAUGUAAAGAGGAAGAAGAAGAGGCAGAGUUCUGAGCAGCAAACCGACAGCCAGGGUGGUGGAAGUGCUGCGGAGGAGCAACGCGUGCAGCCAGUCACCCAGAUGGACCUGCUCUUUGGAUUAACCAAGCUGAAGGAAUCUAAGCGGGCCACGUCCUGCGCUGUCCCCAACACCACCAGACCCUGAGCAGAAACCCCUCCUCUGAAGAACAACCCAUUUCAAGGUGCAACCAAUAAGACUCGAAUAUUGACGCAACCUCAUGACCUGCCACAGAAGAUUGUG
Molecule: messenger RNA, 1574 nt
Organism: Thalassophryne amazonica
Lineage: Eukaryota; Metazoa; Chordata; Actinopteri; Batrachoidiformes; Batrachoididae
Product: ATPase family AAA domain-containing protein 1-A-like
Exons: 10
Coding region: 579-1478 (299 amino acids)
Cellular component (GO): mitochondrial outer membrane
Molecular function (GO): ATP hydrolysis activity; ATP binding
Source: RefSeq, a predicted model, not a curated record